CGUGUGCGUGUGUUUAUAUACUCCAAUAUAUUGUCAGGCUCAGCACCAUUGCUGCUGCUGCUGAACGUGUAUGAAACCUUUUUGUCAUGUGAAUAACUGAUAGUUCUAAUCUUUAUUUAGCUGAAAUUGGCUUGUUGUUUCAGUUAAAUAUUACCGUUUUUAAUUAGGUCCAAGUAUUAUGGAGCUUAAAUGUCGCGAUCCGGAACAAAGAACGGCAAGAUUGAGUCCAUGGAAACGAGCUGAGGCCGCUCUGAAUAUUGGGGUAGCUAAACAAAUUCCUUGCAAUUUUUUUCCCCUUUUACUAAUUUCUAUUGUUGAUUCUAUUCUGUGUUCUUAGUCAUGUUAUGAACAGGUCCCUACCAAAUUUGUUGUCACUCGUUCAGGGAGAAGUUUGAUACUAAUACAGAUGCUAACAUAGACUUAGAUUUGGAUAUCAAAAAACUUGCUUUGAAAGUGUCUCCGUUCGUUGUCAGCCUUGUAUCCCUUGCUGGUGGGAAGCCGUUAUUUAUGGCUUCUGGGACUAUCACCAAGUCUGAAGAGGUUAAUGGUACAUACUUCAGUACCAUCUUAACUUCUGCUAGUCUACUUAGGACUUCUGCCGAAUCAGAUGCCAUACCUGAUGAUAUCAAGGUGGUUAUCUUUUCUUUUUCCUCGUUAUGAUAUUAGACCAUAGUUCAAUAUUACACUAUGAGCGAAAAUACAGAAUGACAUUGUUACUGUAGGUUAAUGCAUAUACGAGAUGGUACACUAUGUGAGGGCCAUUACAACAUUGCUUGGAUUAAGAUUAAAUCUGAUGCACCACUGGCGACUGCUAGUCUUAGGCUUCUAGAUGAUUCCAUGAGUGUAGUUCCAAGUGGAAUCCAGGACAAAGAGUUGGGUUCAGACUGUUUUCAGCUUCAUCCUCAUUCAGAUUUCUUCAAGCUUUGUCCUGGAGACAUGGUAGUUGCUGUCUGCCGCUACUUUCAGCCACCCGAUGAGAUUAUGGCUGCUCCUGGUAGAUUCAGGUGAACACACAAAAACUACUUUACAUAUAGCCAUUUCCUUAUUGGAAGAUGUCUUGACUGCUGUGACUUCGACUGUAAAGAGCUUCUCUGGGGUAACUGCAAAAUUUCAGAAUGCGGUAUUGGGGGACCCCUUAUCAAUCGUCAUGGAGAAGUCAUUGGAGUCAAUUUCUAUGACAGGCUAUGUACUCCUUUUCUUCCUAUCAGCAUAGCUUCCAAAUGCUUGGAGCACUUCAAGAAAUACGGGAGAUUCUGUUGACCUCUGCUUGGAAUGGAAAUAACCAAUCUUAUGCGGCAAGUUUAGGCAAGUUGGAUAGAAUUAACCUAAAGUUUCCCAAUGAAUCCAACGGUGUAUUUGUUGAAAAUGUUAUAGGAGGGUCCCCUGCUGAAUGUGCUGGAAUACUGAGUGGUGAUGUUAUUGUUCCAUGUGCUGGCAGCUUUGUCCAGGGUGUUUUGGAGUUCUAUGGAAUUAUCUGGGACAAGUGUGGGGAAUCUGUGGAGGUGGUGGUGUUAAGAUCGAGAACCGGCGAUCGUUUGAAUAUGACUCUGAAGGUUGGCGAGACUAGCUCGGAUAAAAUUAAUAGAUGGCCCCUCCCCGAAAGGUGCAGAGUUGACGUUAAAAGAGUUCGGUAAUACAGUUGCCUU
Molecule: messenger RNA, 1646 nt
Organism: Rhododendron vialii
Lineage: Eukaryota; Viridiplantae; Streptophyta; Magnoliopsida; Ericales; Ericaceae
Product: putative protease Do-like 14
Exons: 8
Coding region: 1185-1634 (149 amino acids)
Molecular function (GO): protein binding
Source: RefSeq, a predicted model, not a curated record